GGCUGAUUUUGGCAUUACAUAAUGACAACUUGCAGUUUUGUUGUUUCAUGUGCCUCUAAUACCUUGAGGUUUUGUAAAAGUUUUCAACACAAAAAUCUUUAUACUUCUCCUGCACUGCUACAUUGUUGGAGCAAGGCGCACUUGGAGCUUUUCCGUUCCUUGCUUGUUGUCAAACCAAGUGCACGUCAACGGUACCGCCCCUCCCGUACCUUGUCUUCGUCUAGCACAAUCUUCAGCGGAGAAAGAAAUUGUAAGUGUUGUACCACCACAGAAGAAGAACACAAAGUGCAAGAACCCCCGUUCUCUGGUAAAAGUGAAAGCUUCAACGAUUGGACCACGAGAGAUUCAGCAAAGGUUCGGAUCAAAACAAUAUUAGAGCAAGGCGAAAAAUUGGUAGACAAGAAUGUAACUAUUCAGGGUUGGAUUCGUUCCAUUCGUGAUCAAAAGAAGUUUGCUUUUUUAGUAGUAAACGAUGGUUCGUGCUUGAGUGGGCUCCAGAUCUUUGUCGAGAGCACGUUGCAGUCAUAUGAGGAAGUAAAAUCACUGUUAACAGGCAGUUCUGUUUCUGUUAGUGGAAAGCUAGUUCACAGUAUCGGUAAAGGACAGUUUUACGAGUUACAAGCGGAAGAAGUUCGUAUACUUGGAGAUUGUGAUGCAUCCUAUCCGCUCCAGAAGAAGCGUCAUUCUUUUGAAUACUUAAGGAGAAUAGCUCAUCUGAGACCUCGUACAAAUACUUUUGGAGCAGUAAUGAGAGUCAGGUCUAUGUUAGCCUUUGCAACACAUUGUUUUUUUCAAGAAAAUGGUUUUGUUUAUAUUCAUUCUCCUAUCAUUACUUCUUCAGAUUGUGAAGGCGCUGGUGAAAUGUUCCGAGUUCUUACUGAACCAGGAAAGAGUUUAAACGACGCGCGACGUGAAGAUGCAAAGAAUUUCUUUGGCAUUCCUACAUUUUUAACUGUUUCGGGACAAUUGUCUGCUGAAGCUUAUUCAUGUGCUUUAAGGGACGUUUAUACGUUUGGUCCGGCGUUUCGAGCCGAAUAUAGCAAUACAACGAAGCAUUUAUCCGAAUUUUGGAUGGUUGAACCCGAAAUGGCUUUUGCAAAUUUACAAGAUGAUAUGAACAAUGCCGAAUCUUAUGUGAAAUUCGUCAUUCAGUAUGUUCUUGAAAAGUGUAAAGAAGACAUCGAUUUUUUCGAUCGUUUCAUACAAAAUGGUUUAAAGUCCAGAUUGCACAAAUAUAUAGAAAAACCUUUCGCCAGAAUCUCAUAUUCGGAAGCAGUUGAAAUCCUCCAGAAUAGUGGAAAUCCCUUUCAGUUUCCAGUGAGUUGGGGUGAAGAUCUGGCUACAGAGCAUGAGCGUUAUUUAGCGGAAGAAUAUUUUGAUCAUCCGGUGUUCGUUUACAACUAUCCAGCUGCAAUAAAAGCAUUUUACAUGAAAAAUAAUGACCAUGAUUCUGGUAAGACUGUUGCUGCUAUGGAUCUUUUGGUACCAAGAAUAGGAGAACUUAUUGGUGGUAGUGAGCGAGAGGAUAGGUUAGAUGUAUUGGAGCAGAAAAUGCAUCAACUCGGAUUAAAGGCAGAGAACUACUGGUGGUAUUUGGAUUUACGACGUUUUGGAAGCGUCCCACAUGCUGGAUAUGGUCUGGGUUUUGAGCGACUAGUCUUAUUUGUUACUGGUAUGGAAAACAUUCGUGAUGUUAUUCCAUUUCCGAGAUUUCCUGGAAGUGCGGAAUUUUAGAUAAACGUUUUCUAUUUUGAUUUCUGCGUGUCAUAUGCUCCAUUUUCGCGAAUUGAGGAUGAGCCUUUAUAUGGAACGGAAGCUAUUUUCAUGCUCUUCAAUGUGCCACAAUUGAACUGAACCUAUACAGCAUUACUAUAGCUUUUUUGUGAUAGUUCAAGUAGAACUUUACAACACACCAUGUCUUCAUGGUCAGAGUUUGACGAAGCUGAUAAAUACCUGACCGUUGUACCCUAUUUGAUUUCGGUUUCAAUGUUGGAAAGAAGAACUUUUGACUCUGAAAGAAUUCGACAAGUUGUGUGAUAGGUAAAGAAAGCAGCUAUCCACUGCUUAAA
Molecule: messenger RNA, 2069 nt
Organism: Galdieria sulphuraria
Lineage: Eukaryota; Rhodophyta; Bangiophyceae; Galdieriales; Galdieriaceae
Product: asparaginyl-tRNA synthetase
Exons: 3
Coding region: 22-1734 (570 amino acids)
Biological process (GO): asparaginyl-tRNA aminoacylation
Cellular component (GO): mitochondrion
Molecular function (GO): ATP binding; nucleic acid binding; asparagine-tRNA ligase activity
Source: RefSeq, a predicted model, not a curated record